AUGGACCUUCGAAACCUGGGCUGGCUCGCGACCCAGGCCGUCCUGCUCAUCAUUUGGCCGCGCUUCAUCACCAACCUCCUCCGUCCCGAUGACUACCAGUACGCCCUCGAGGACUACUUUGCCCGCUCUCUAGGCUUCCUCACACAAGUAACCUCCCAAACAGCACCCGCGGGAACAGUCUCCCCCUACGCAAACGCAGCCCUCAUCCUCUCCUCCAUCCACCACGCCUCGGCCGGCUUCUAUUGCUACAGCAGGUGGCUCCGCACCGGCCAGACGGCCUUUGCCCUCGGAUGCCUCGGCAGCGCCAUCUUCGCCGUCUCGGGGCUCUGGUGCCUCAUGUUCGCCGGGGACAAAUCGCGGCGCAGCAAGAAGCAUGGCUACGACAAGGACACGAGCUCGUUUCCCUUUAAGAAUACCGAGUCGUACAGAUCCAAGAAGAAGGGUUUGUAA
Colletotrichum scovillei is the source of this 450-nucleotide messenger RNA. RefSeq lists its product as uncharacterized. NCBI's taxonomy places the organism in Eukaryota, Fungi, Ascomycota, Sordariomycetes, Glomerellales, Glomerellaceae. The coding region runs from base 1 to 450 and encodes 149 amino acids. The record is from RefSeq and is a predicted model, not a curated record. The transcript has 4 exons.